UUCAAAAACGCCAUUGUAGUAUGUUACAACAUAAUAAAGCAUAAUAUGUGUCUUAGAAUGCAUUACCUCAAAGAACUUGCUACCGUGUCAAGUCAUGGCAUUUCAGGCUGCAUCUGAAGAAGUAGAACAUCAGUUAUUGCAAUCCACAUCAAAACCUAUUACAAAUAUAAAUGAUAUUGGUAAUAUCGUUGAUAAAUCGUUUUUAAAUGAUACCGAUACAAAACUUGUGCUUACUAAUCCGUGGGUCCCAGAUACAAAGUAUAACUUUCCUAUAUUUGAAUGCAAUAAAAAACGUGGACUGAAAUUCCAACAUAAGUGGCUUCAUGAAUUUAAAUGGCUUUGUUAUUCAGAAAUUAAAAGUGGUGCUUUCUGUAAACACUGUGUUUUAUUUGCAAAGAGUGGUGGUGUUGGAAGUCAAUGUUAGGGAAACUUAGUAACUGAACCCUUUACAAACUGGAAAAAGGCUAAAGAGGUUUUUCGAUAUCAUAUGAAUUGUAAAUAUCAUUUGUCAGCAGUUCUUGAUUCUGAGCAUUUUUUGAAGUUUUUAAACAAAGAAAAACCAUC
This is a messenger RNA of Sipha flava (yellow sugarcane aphid), 564 nucleotides long. RefSeq lists its product as uncharacterized. The coding region runs from base 95 to 424 and encodes 109 amino acids. The record is from RefSeq and is a predicted model, not a curated record. The transcript has 4 exons. Lineage: Eukaryota; Metazoa; Arthropoda; Insecta; Hemiptera; Aphididae.